AUGACGUGCGCUGGUGCAGAGGGAGUGGGGGCUGCGGGCCGGGCUCUUUGCACGGGCUCCUAAUCCUCUUGUUUCGGAACCGUCAGCAGAUGUGGCUCCUCUCAGCCGAAUAAUCCGUUAAAGGAAUAAUAAUUUUUUUAAAAAAAGGAGAUCGACCUCACCCUGGGAGGACUAGGAACGAGAUGGGGCUUGUAGAUCUACGGCCUUUCGUGGGGCUGGCUGUGAUGCUGCGAACUGCAAACAGUCUCGCAAAAAGGAAGACAAAAAGAGGAAGACCUUGGGUGGACGCCGGAACAAAGCACCGUGGGCUCUUGGCGAGACGAACGCGCUGGAGCGGUGGCUCUGGACACGGACAGACACAAGCGAUCCCGCGGACGCCCGCCCUGCGCGCAGACCUCUCGGGCGACAGGACUGCAUCAGGAGAGUUGCGUGAGGCCGAUUCCCAGAUCCCGGCCCGGACCCAGAGCUCUCCCCCGCGGCACGCCCGGUCCGGCUGCGCUUGGACCCGGAGAUCCAGGAAAAGGCCUGGAUGCGGGAGAACAAAGAGCCUUUGGAAGACGUCGCCGUUAUCUCAUUGUCUGCGCGAUUGGGGGAGCUGCGUCCGGCUCCAGGAUGCACCCAAAACCGAAACCCUAAGGCGCGAGGGACGCAGGAAACCGGGCACCCUGAACGCGGGGCCGCCGCCAACGGGAGGGACGGCCCGGAGCGCCCGUCUCCUUUUCCGCGGACCUGCGUUACCCCUGCUUGCUCUGGAGCCACUCAGCCUGGAAGACCACGUUAGAGGAAGUGUAAGCUUCCCCUCUCCCUCAGUGCCUCCAGACUCCUCUGAAGCCAUUUUUAGAGCAGCAUUUCUCCACCCGAAGAAGCCGAGGUGCUUCUGCCUCUGGAGCUUCCGUCCUUUCCCCUGCCACUCCUGUCCUCCCCGACCCUAACCACAAUGUCAUAAAACUACAGAAUCCAUAGGACACCCAGAUUCAAAGGGUGUGCUCAGAGGAGGGAAGCCGAGAAGCGUCUGAAAGGGCUAGGCCUCCUCUGCAGGCCCUGGGUCCACCAUGCAGGAGCCUGCUGUAGGAGCUGGGUACUGCAGCCUUAGUAAUGAGGUGAUUUCUUGCCUCCCGGUUUUCUGUGUGCCUUGCGUGCACGGGUGCACGGAAGGAAGCAGUUCUCAAGGCUGGCGCUCUGGAAACCGGAAAAUAAAUAGAAAUUACAGCGACAGCAGAAUCCUCCUUUGUCUGCCUGCCCUCUUUCCCGUGUUGGAAAGUGCUUUUGAUGCCUUCCUGCACCCUGUCAGCCUCCUGAGCAGCCCUGUAGCAAGCAAACCGUAGCGUCCGCUUCAUAACCGGAUGGGGAGAAGAGAAAAUGUCAGAGCAGCUGGCUUUGCUGCCCUCCCUCCGGGGCCACCUGGAGGCUUCCCUGCCGGCCUGGG
Molecule: messenger RNA, 1426 nt
Organism: Fukomys damarensis (Damara mole-rat)
Lineage: Eukaryota; Metazoa; Chordata; Mammalia; Rodentia; Bathyergidae
Exons: 6
Coding region: 183-932 (249 amino acids)
Source: RefSeq, a predicted model, not a curated record